AGGCUUGAGUGUACUAUAAAAGUUGGUGAGUUAUUUUAAUCCGCUCAAGCUGCAAAAGAGCAAAGGGCUGUUGUUGUGACUCGAUUUAUAUUUUCCUCCAGGGGACCCCUGGAAUCCUACAGCCGGUAAAACGCGAGCCGCUGAAAACGCACGGAGGUAGCAUUUUAGCUUAACCUCUUCAUUCCUCAGGCCUAGACCCACUUUUAAGGGCGUCCUCUCUGCCCGACCCCCUCCACCCUCCCCAGUUUGCUCCAGUGCCCAGUCCCGUCUCAUCUGGCCACCCGCCAGUUCUGCGGUCCCGACUGAGCAUCUGGGGGGCGUCACUGGGCAGACCGUCUGCGCAGGGCCCUGGGCUCUGCCCCUCUAACCCGCACGGUCCUCCUUAAGGACUUUUCGGUGCCGAGAUAGAGGCGGGUGUUUUGUUCUUUUUAAAGAGGAAAAAGUUUGUGACAUCCAGGAAAUGAGUAACUCCGGAGCCCUUUAGAGCCCUGCUGAUGGAGGCGAGAAGGCGGGAACCGGCCGGGGGAUCACCGCCCCGAUCCCUCUGAUCGUCCGACCGGCCGCUCCGCUUCAGCCGCCUGCGAACGCGGCGCCCGGGCCUGGCGACAGGCCGCCCAGCCUCGGCUUGCGCGGGGCUCCCGGACGGGAAGCGGAGGACGAGGGCUCAACGUGUAAGUGUCCGGUCCGCAGACGCGAGGGUCUGCAGCUUCGCGGGUGAGGAGACUGAGGUGCAGAGACUGGCCUUAGAUUACAUGGUGUGGUAGGCUGAAUUCCUGAUCCCUGGAACCUGUGAGUAUGUUACCGUAUAUGGCAAAAGGGAUUUUGCAGGUAUGAUUAAGGAUCUUGAGCUGGGGAGAUUAUCUUGUAUUAUCCAGGUAGGCCCAGGCAGGCCCAGUGUGUCCAGGUACCCACAUGAGUCAUUGUCUCCAGAUGAGCCAAGAGAAGUGUUACCCGUAUGGGCUAUACAGUCAGACUGACUUGCUUGGGUCCUGGCUCCACUGUUACAGUAGUUGGGUGUUCCUGGGCCGGCAGGUGCCUUGACAAUGCCAAGCCUCAGUUUCUUCAUAAGUAAAAUGGGAAUAGCCUCUCAAAGGGUUAUUGUAAAGAUUAAGCCAAAUGAUGCCAAUAAGUGUUUAGCAUAGUGCCUGGCAUAGAGUCACCAAUCUGGCUAGUAUCAGCUGUUUAAGGACAGUGAAGGUUAACCAGGGAUCUACAUUCCCUGCUGAAUUGGGCCCCCAGCUGCUCCAUCAGUGCAUUGCUACCCUCUCUGAGGUCUGGGCCAAGGACAAGGCCACAGGGACCCUGACCACCCCAGAUGGUGGGAAGAUGGUUUGCUCAGAGCUGAGGAUAAAGAAGCUCAUCCUGACCUUUGGUUGACUCUGGAGAGGGAACGUCAAGUUUGAGGCAUGGUCUGUACCAGGCAUCUAGAGGGAGAGUAGGGUGAGAAGGUUUUCUGGGAGAGGAAGGGGGUCAUUUGGAGAGCCCAACAGGUCAUAAAGAUGUCCCUCAGCAGUUUGGCACCUGUGAUGUUUUCCUUUAGAAAGCACUUUUCCCCCUCCAUCUGUGUGGCCCACCCCGUGACAUCAGCAGAAUGGAAGCACCUUCCAGGUGACAUCACUGUUGCCCAAGGCAACAUCUCCACCUUAAGGUUGGCAGGGAGGAGCAAGUAGAACCAACCCCAACUGUAAAACACAUGUUGGAGGGAAGGAGCAAAGAAGGCGUGACAUCCACAGGUGUGUUUUUUAAAGGCUAGACCUGACAUCGGAAGGGAAGGAGAAUGGGCUGCAGUUUUGAGGCCUGGCCUGUCCGUGAUAGGCCUUAAGGCCUUGGGGUUGACAGAGGCAAAGAGCUGUCAGCUGCAGUCUUGUUUAGUCCUCUGAGCUCUGCCUGGGAAAAAGGAGCAAGAUUCCUACAUGGGCUUCAAUCCCAUGGCCCUCACAGAGCUGCACCUCCCUUCUGCAGCCUGAAUCUGUGAUAUUGUUAGCUGCCAUCGAGUUGGUCCCCAACUCAUGGAAUCCAAGUGCACAACGGAACAAAACACUGCUCAAUCUUACGCCAUCCUUAUGACCGGUUACGGAUUGGACCAUUAUGAUCCAUUGGGUUUUCGCUGGCUGAUUUUCGGAAGUAGAUCUCCAUCCUUUCUUCCUAGUCCCUCUUAGUCUGGAAGCGCUGCUGAAACCUGUUCAACACCAUAGCGACACAUAGAUGGGUGAUGGCUGCACGUGAGGUACAUUGGCUGAAAAUCAAACCCUGGUAAGAAUUCUGCCACUGGACCAUCAGUGUCCCUGAAUCUGUGAAGAGGGGUGAGGAAAGGACAGGCUGAAUUAGUGAUGAAAAGAUUAGAGAAGUGAUUCUCCCUUCUUUACCCUCAGCCCCAAAAGAAAAUAAGAAACAAGGAUGGAUACCCAUGUCCUUACUAUUGGGACUGAUUUAAAAAAGAACCUUCAUUAAUUUAUUGAAUGAACAAUUCAAUAAAUUGAACCUACGAUAUGCAAGGCACUGUACAGGCUAGGGGUUCAGUGGCCUCCUGGAGCCUUAGAGUCAAACGCACACGGAAAGGAAGAAUGUUUGGAAUCCGUUGCCCUGAGACUUUGUGUACUGACCGGAAAUAGAAAUGAGGUCACAGUUCACCUUUCACCCAGUUCUAACAUUCCUGUGACUUCUGGGUGGGUUAAAUUAAACCUGUGGAGUCCCUUCCUCACUGUAGUUCAUGCAGGGAAUUGGAGGUGUGGGAGAUAUACCUGAUAUUAUGGAACUGGUGUUACAGCCGUGGGUGUCAAAGCCCCACCAAAGGGAGACCCUUGUGGCAGCAUGUUUCCAAGGCUGAACUCUACUGGAAAUUCUGAUGCUCUUAAUUUGGCAGCCUGUGAUUUCAGCUGCAUCUCAUAAGAUGGUGCCUACUGUUCUCCUGGAGUCCCUGGGUGGCACAAGUGGUUAACAUGCUCAGCUGUUAACCACAAGGUUGGAGGUUCAAGUCCACCCAGAGACACCUUAGAAGAAAGGCCUGGUGAUCUAUUUCUGAAAAAUCAGCCACUGAAAAGCCUAUGGAGCACAGGUCUACUCUGACACACAUGGGGUUGCCAUGAUCGGAAGCAACCCAACAGCAGCUGGUGGUGGCAGUGGCAUUAUUCUUAAGACAGAAAUUCCAGAUUCUUGUCACAUGUCAGCACAAGGGAUGAAAGAUGCAGGAAAGGGAGAAUUCUCUGGCCUGAAAAGGGCGAAAAGCUAGAGAACGUGGUAGGUCUCUCUGAAGAAGUUUCAGAACAGGGAAUUGCACUAAAUUCCCUUGCCUUUCCACUUUGAGAAAUUGGAUUAAAGUUUUUGCUUCAUGCAACUGAGUGUAAUAACUUCACAUGCUUUAACAUAGCUUCCCUGAUACCCAGUGUAUCCGAGGCUAAAGUCAUUGCCCGAUUUUUUGUAUGAACGUAGCAUUUUCAGGACUGUAAAUGAAAAUUAGAGUAUUGUCAGUGGAGAAGAUUAUUUGCACACUAUGCUUCUAUUUAUAACGCUGACCUCCAAAUCAGUUGUCAUGACCUUUUGUUCGUACAAGUGGAAUUAACCCUUUCAAAUAACAUUUGUCUCAUUAGUAGAGCACCUACUCUGAGCAAAGCCCCAACCUAGGGGCUUUGUAUACAUAUUGGUUUCUCUUCCUCACUGGUAGGUAUUAUCCUAGUUUUACAGGAGAAGAAACAGGCUCAGAGAGGCCAAGGGACUUGGCCAGAGUCACACAGCUGAAAUAGCAGGGGUGAACCUCAAACCCAGAUCCACUGCCUCCACAGCCUUAGACUCUCUGUGCCACACCAGGCCUCUGCCUGGACACCAUGGCCCAGGGAAUGUACGAGUGGCAUAAAGAGCACCCCACCCCACCCCAAGUUUGAGUGUCACAGGGGAGAAGACAACAGGCAGACCACCGACCUCCAGGCUUGAGCAGUCUGGUCCUCUCUUGAUGGGACCCACUGUAUGAUAUUAGCAGAGGAGGCCCAGUUUCCUUGUCUGUUUAAUGGGGCUGAUAACAGCCAGUACCAGAUAAUAUUCAGAGCACUCUGAGAUCAGAUGGAAGUCCCUAGAAAAAACACAGAGCCCACAAUAUCACAUGACUCAUUUCCAGGUAAACAACCCAGUGGGACACUCUUUGUUAGGGGAGGGGGGCUGGGUCCUGCCGAGAGCUUGGCUCUGUAGCUGCUCUGAGCUGCUGCUCCUUUCUCUCUCCUGGAUCAUUUCCCUGCAGCAGAUAUAGGGCAAUCCCCUACCAGUCUGCAUCAGACCAUAAGGCAAGGCAUUGUCAGAAUGCUGGCCCUGCCUGUGGGUGUAAAACCUUGUGCUCCUAACAAACUAUUCUCAUGGGAGCCUGUUUCAAUAGCCUUCUUACCAGCAGUCAGGACCGCCUGAAGUUCAUGAAAGGGUCCUUUUGUUUUCUGAGACUUUGUUCCAGAGUCCCUGAGAAGGCAGGACUGCAGCGUGAAUAGGCUAGAGGGGAAGAGAGCAGGGGAUGCCUGGGCCUUCUCCCUGUGUGCUGCCCAAAAUGUCCCCACCACCCCUCCACUUCCUCCCUGAUGCCUCCCCCAGCACAUACCCACCACCCAGUGUCAAAAGAUUCCUCACUGCCUUUUCCUGAUCAAGGCCGAGACCUCCCCGUUUGGGCUGAAAAGCCAAGGAGCCUCAUAAUUAAUUUCAUUAAGUCUAACUCUCUGCUUCAUGCCCAGGUUUCACUGAAAUUGUCCCCUACCCUUGCCUAAAUACAGGGAAGGAGAGUCCAUAGGUGCACAUCUAAUUUUUCACAGAUACCAAGUCACCGAGCAGCCAGCAUUAUGGGAAGACUGUAGGCUUGAAAAUCACCUGGGCCUGGGUUCGAAUCCUGCCUCUGCCCCUUAAGAGCUCUGUGAUAUGGGUAGUGGCUCUAUCUCUUUGAGCCUUGGUUUCUUUGUCUGUAAAAUGGGGAUAGUGCCUGCCUCAGAGUUUAUUCUGAUGAUAGGAUGAUACAUGCGAAGCACUUUGCACAAGGCCUAAGCCUCGAUAAGCGUGGUGUGUUGGCUACCAUUUACUAAGCCUUCCCAAGGCAUGUCCAAGGUCCCUAGGUAGUACACAAAGUUUGCACUCAACUAUUAACCUAAAAGAUGGCAGUUCAAACCCACCCGUACCACGGAAGAAAAGGCCUGGCGAUCUGCUUCUGUUAAGAUUACAGCUAAGAAAGCCUUACAGAGCGAUUCUGCUCUGUAACAUGGGGACACCAUGAGUUGGAACCAACUCUAUUGCAACUAACAGCAACAACUCAUGGCAUGUCAGUGCUGUGCGCCUGUGCCGAGGGUUACUGACUUCGCUCAUUCUCUCACCCAGUUUCUGUCGACUCCUGUAACCCCCACUUUGUCCUCCACUUCUGCAAAGCUCUCGAGGAGCAAGGACUUGGAUAUCAAGGGGAGAAGCAGCUGGGGCAGCUGUAGGUCAGAUACACUUACGGUGGGCUCAUUCCUGGGUGGAUUUCUUGGUAAAUGUUGGCAUGAGUUGGCCUGCAGUUUGUUGAAGGCUGGUCCAGGCCAAGAGUGGCUGUGGUGUGUCUCCAGGGCUGCGCCUAGAAGAGUUUUUCUCACAUUUGCCACGCACCAACCACUGUUAGUACUUUGGCUGACUGUGGAGUGCCUCCCAGGAAGAAAAGACCUAGAAAUGACUUCACCCAGGACACCCCACUUCACCCCCAUUUCAAAUUCCAAAGACAAACAAAAACAGUUACCAGUGAGUCACUUCCAACUCAGGCUGAUCCCAUGUGUUGCAGAGUAGAGCUCCACUCCAGAGCUUUUCCAGUGGCUGACGUUUUAGAAGUGGAUCAUCAGGAUUUUCUUUUGAGGGAAGCUCUGGCCAUGGCGCUGGGGCUCUUCCGGGUAUGCCUGGUGGUGGUGACGGCCAUCAUCAACCACCCGCUGCUGUUCUCACGGGAGAAUGCCACGGUCCCCGAGAACGAGGAGGAGAUCAUCCGCAAGAUGCAGGCGCACCAGGAGAAGCUGCAGCUGGAACAGCUGCGCCUGGAGGAGGAGCUGGCGCAGCUGGCGGCCGAAAAGGAGGCCCUGGAGCAGACAGCCGUGGAGGGCCAGCAGCAGAACGAGACCCGCGUGGCCUGGGACCUCUGGAGCACCCUCUGCAUGAUCCUCUUCCUGAUGAUCGAGGUAUGGCGGCAGGACCACCAGGACGGGCCCUCACCCGAGUGCCUAGGUGGUGACGAGGACGAGCUGCCUGGCCUGGGGGGUACCCCCCUCCGUGGCCUCACCCUGCCUGACAAGGCCACACUCAACCACUUCUAUGAGCGCUGCAUCCGGGGAACCACGGCUGAUGCCGCCCGUACCCGGGAGUUCGUGGAAGGCUUUGUGGAUGACUUGCUGGAAUCCCUGAGGAGUCUCUGCAACCGGGACACAGACAUGGAGGUGGAGGACUUCAUUGGUGUGGAGAGCAUGUAUGAGAACUGGCAGGUCGACAGGCCACUGGUAUGCGACCUCUUUGUGCCCUUCACACCCCCUGAGCCUUACCGCUUCCACCCAGAGCUGUGGUGUUCUGGCCGCUCGGUGCCCCUGGAUCGCCAGGGCUAUGGCCAGAUCAAGGUGGUCCGGGCCGAUGACACGCUGGGCUGUAUCUGCGACAAGACCAAGCUUGGGGAAGACAUGCUGUGUCUCCUCCAUGGCAAGAGCCACAUGGUGCAGCCUGGCAGCGAGAUGGAGGACUUGCUGUGUGCCAAAGAGUCCCCGUACCUGGACACCAUGCAAGUCAUGAAGUGGUUCCAGACAGCCCUCACCCGAGCCUGGCACCGCAUUGCCCACAAGUAUGAGUUUGACCUGGCCUUUGGCCAGCUGGACACACCAGGGUCCCUGAAGAUCAAGUUCCGCUCGGGGAAGUUCAUGCCCUUCAACCUGAUUCCUGUGAUCCAGUGUGAAGACUCGGACCUGUACUUUGUCUCCCACCUUCCCAGGGGGCCCUCUCGGUGGGCUUCAGCAUCCAGCACUGACUGGCUCCUGUCCUUUGCUGUCUACGAGCGACACUUCCUCAGAGUGACAUCCAAGGCACUACCCGAGGGUGCCUGCCACCUCAGCUGCUUGCAGAUUGCCUCCUUCCUGCUGUCCAAGCAGAGCCGCCUGACCGGCCCCAACGGGCUCAACAACUACCACCUGAAGACAGCCCUGCUGCACCUCCUGCUUGCACGCCGGACUACCGACUGGAAGGCCGGCCAGCUUGACGCUCGUCUGCAGGAGUUGCUUCGCUUCCUCGAGAAGAGCCUGCUAGAGAAGAAGCUCUAUCACUUCUUCAUUGGCAACCGCAAGGUGCCUGAGGCCACGGGACUCCCUGAGGCCAUCCGCAGGGCCGAGCCUCUCAACCUCUUCCGGCCCUUCGUCUUGCAGCGAAGUCUGUACCGUAAGACAGUGGACUCCUUCUAUGAGAUGCUCAGGAACGCCCCAGCACUCAUUAGCGAGUAUUCCCUACAUAUCCCUUCAGACCAUGCCAGCCUGGCCCAAAAAGCUGUGGUCUUAUAGAGCUUCCAGGACCUAAAGGGCCAGGCUGGAGGGCGUCCCACCACGUCUGUGCCCCUGUGAGCAUGUGCAAGCCUGUCCUGGAAAAAUGGCAGGCAUUGUUGGGAGCCAUGGGUCAUCCUGCCAGGAAAGCCAGGUCCGAUAGAGCAGAGGAAACAAUUCCAAGCUGGAAGUUGGUGGUGAAGCUGUUGUUUGGGUCUGUUUAGGAACUGAGCCUUUGCUGCUUAACUUUUAGAUCACCAUGAAUGACCGAGAUGGUAUUAAAACCGUCUAUGGACACCGAGUUAGAGACAAUUCAAACGUUGACUUGAGUGUAAUGUUUUUACAUCACAUGUCCAGUCUUUACUUGAAUGUCAACAGAGAAUCUGUAAGAAUGAUGAGAGGGACUGGUAUUAAGAGGGGCCCGGCACCCCUAUAACCAGUAAGCCUUGGCCCCAGCCACCUGUAGCCAGAGCACCAAUAGAGACAGAAUUUACAGCCCUUGAUUCACAGCCUGCACAACAAUAGGGAUCCUGUGGUGGCUGCCACUUUCUUACACUGUUUGGAGAAAAGACCUGGUAGAGAUUCAAGGUCCCAAAUGGUUAAUAUCUCUGUUAUACAGAAAUGGGUACUUGGUGGCAGAGACUUUUAAAGUUGGCCGCUUUUUCAGCUACACUUCUCACUCAGGGUCACUUCCUCUUCCUCGUCCCGUCCCCAGUGUGCUGGAUCCCAAGCACCAUGGGUGCCAUAGAUGAUGCUGUACAAGCUCAGAGGCCCUCGCCCCUCUUUAUUCCCUCUACAGAGGAUGCCCUGACUGUCAGCGUGGUCGGGGGAGGGCAAAUGCUGAAUGGUGAGAGCUGAUCUAGAGCAAGAGAGACAUUGGUACCUGGGACGGGCUGGACUCUGGGUGCUGGCAUCUGGCGUGCAGUCUGGCCUCUGGAGCCCCUAUUCAGAGCAAUCUGCAGAGCUGAGAGGCGAGGGAUGCUAUAGCCUCGUGUUUUCCUUGGGGUCCCAGUCCUAGGGUAUGCUUGGAAGCAAGAGUUGCUGGGGAAAGCCAGCUCUGGUCGACAGUCUCCAGGCCCUUCAGCUCUUCACUCCAAUGGGGCUUCUUCACUGCACAGAACCCAGCCUUUCUGCCUGUGCCUUGCUGGCUGAACAGAUGACCCAGGUCUGAAGAGCCUGGCAGAGGCUCAGCGGACUAGGACCACACAGGGACAGCACUGCGGGCAUACCCCCAGGCAACUGGGGGGUGGGGGCUGCCGUCACGGGGUGGGUGCCAGAACCUGUGGCCUGUGCUGGGCUCCAUCCCCAGGCCUGGUUCAGGAAGUUGGGGGGCCUCUUGGCUUCACCGACCCUUUGAGGUUCCCUCCCGUGGCAUCACCUUGACCCUUGCAGAAGCAAGAGGAGAGAGGUUGUACCUUCACCUUCCCUGCAGAGUUGAAGCUGGCCAUGCCCCCCCAGAUGAUACCCAACUCAACAGGGGUGUCCAGGGCUCCUCAAGAACUGAAGAAAGGAGUUUUUUGCUGUCCCACUCCCCACCCCCCAGAGUACCCUCACCUAGGCUCAGGAAGCUGGAGAAGACGAACAGUUUGUGAGGCAGGGUUAAUUCAUGGUGGGGAGAUUCAGCAGGGAGCAGGGCACUGAAGCCUGUGGGAGGCCUUCCUCCUGAGUGGGCUGGAGUUAGAAGGGGCAGGCGUGCGUCUGCCUUCCCCAGCCUGCAGCUGCCAGCCACGCACCAGGAGAUGGGCCUGCAAAGUGUGUCCACAAAAGCCAGAACUGAACCCUCUUUCCAUCGGGAUUCAUUUCCAGAAUUGAGGUGAAUUUCCUUAUUUAUUAUCACCCAUGCCUUUCUUGUGCCCUCUGUCCUUAUCCCACUGUGCUUUGAAGAGGCUCCAACAACCAAGAACCAGGCUCCAAAAGCCACAACCAAACCCAAAUCUCCCUCAGCUUUCCCCUUCGCUUCCGGGAGAAAGUUCAGUGAAAAACCACCUUCUGAUUUCUUGUUUCUACCUAGACAACAGAUCCCUGCAAGGAAACGGGAUCUUUUAUGUACCAAAGCUGCGUCUGAACAGAAAGUGGAGGCCUCUUUGCAGACACUUGGUAUUUUAUGCUGUCUUAUUUAUAAUAAAGGAAGAAUUGAAUUCUUGCAAGAAGUAGAAACAGCCAUGGUGUUUGUUUAUAACUUCAGGAAAUCUCCGAGGCUCCCAGGGCAGAGUCGUGGAGGGGGAUGAAUUUCCU
Messenger RNA from Loxodonta africana (African savanna elephant), 9722 nucleotides. It is a transcript of the gene ITPRIP, whose product is annotated as inositol 1,4,5-trisphosphate receptor interacting protein. NCBI's taxonomy places the organism in Eukaryota, Metazoa, Chordata, Mammalia, Proboscidea, Elephantidae. The transcript is spliced from 3 exons. Gene Ontology annotation, molecular function: protein kinase inhibitor activity. Gene Ontology annotation, cellular component: membrane. The coding region runs from base 5757 to 7508 and encodes 583 amino acids. The record is from RefSeq and is a predicted model, not a curated record.